AUGCCUCCGCGACGCCGCCCCGCCUCCGGCUACCACGGCGUUCGGGCGCGGCCGAGCGGCCGGUUCGACGCCGAAAUCCGCUCCGGCGACGAGCGGAUCCGCCUCGGCACGUUUGAUACGGCGCACGAGGCGGCGCGGGCGUACGACGCCGUCGCCUGGCAGCUCGGCCGCUCCCGCCGGUCCAUGAAUUUUCAUGAUGUCUGGACGCGGGAGCAGACGAAGAUGCUCGCGCCGCCGCCGGCCAUCACGCGCGAGCAGCAGCGCCGCCAACGGGAGAUGGAGCAGCGCCUUCUGAUCGCCGAGCGCGACGAGGCCCUCCGCCUCGAGUGGGCGCGCCGAUUCCCGGAAGACGUCGCCGCCACCGAAGCCUUCUACGCGCAGAAGGAGGAGGAGAAGAUUGGGAUGGAGCAGAAGGAUACCGGAGUCUGGAACAACGCCGGCCUGACGCGGAUCAUCUGA
This is a messenger RNA of Lolium perenne, 459 nucleotides long. RefSeq lists its product as uncharacterized. Lineage: Eukaryota; Viridiplantae; Streptophyta; Magnoliopsida; Poales; Poaceae. The record is from RefSeq and is a predicted model, not a curated record. Gene Ontology annotation, biological process: regulation of DNA-templated transcription. Gene Ontology annotation, molecular function: DNA-binding transcription factor activity; DNA binding.